UGACGGCUGGAGAGGCUGCAGGCGAACGAUGAGCGGACACAGAGUGACAAUAUUUACUGAGCGUGGGAUUUAGUACACUGGAGAAUAUUACCAGCUCCAUCAUCAGAGUAUCCCACGGGAAACGUUUGGAAGUUACAGGUGGAACUUGUUGAGCUACAGACCAGAAGAGGAAUAACACAACGGAGGUUGCUUCUAAAGAACUUUUGAAGAUAAUAAAUUCAUAAACAGCUGUGGCAAACAUCUGCAACCAGGAAGAGGAAGCAAAAGAGGAUCGAGUUUUCAUAACUUAACAGGAACUUUUUACUCUACCAUUUUAAUUAUUUUGUCUUUUUCUCAAAAAGUAACAGAAAAAAACUGGAAAGUAUUUGGAUCUUCAAAAAGAACUCACUGGUUGAUCUAUGAUGGUGCUCUCUUGACUGACAUAUUGUACUUUGUUCCAUGCAUCUGCCGUUCAAAUGAAAUUACAAUGGAUGCCCUAUGCAUGGAAAACACAGUGGAUUACAAACCGGUGCGCCCCCUUCAUCCUUCCAGGUCGUCGCUCCUUAUGAGGUCUUCCAACCAUGUGGUCCACUGAGAGCAUGGAGCCGGAGAAAGCACCCAGCACCCAGAGCAGCUUCUUCAUUAAGGUGGACGUGCCCGAUCAUGCUCACUACAUCGUCGCCCUGUUCGUCUUCGUCAUCGGGGUGCUGGGCAUCACUGGCAACGCGCUGGUCAUGUUCGCCUUCUACAGUAACAAGAAGCUUCGUAGUCUGCCAAACUACUUCAUCAUGAACCUGGCGGUCAGUGACUUCCUGAUGGCGUUCACACAAUCUCCCAUCUUCUUCAUCAACUGUCUCUACAAAGAGUGGGCUUUUGGAGAGAUGGGUUGUAAAAUGUAUGCGUUCUGUGGUGCCUUGUUUGGCAUCGCCUCCAUGAUUAACCUGCUGGCCAUCUCCAUCGACCGCUACCUGGUGAUCACUAAGCCUCUGCGGGCCAUCCACUGGAGCUCCAAGCGGAGAACCACGCUGGCCAUAAUCCUGGUCUGGUUGUACUCUUUGGCUUGGAGUCUGGCGCCUUUAGUCGGCUGGAGCUCCUACAUCCCAGAAGGCCUGAUGACAUCAUGUACAUGGGAUUAUGUCACAUACACCUUGGCCAAUAGGAGCUACACCAUGAUGCUGUGCUGCUUUGUUUUCUUCAUCCCACUAGGAGUCAUCUUUUACUGCUAUCUCUUCAUGUUUCUGGCAAUACGAAAGACAAGCAGGGAAGUUGAGCGUCUUGGGACUCAGGUGAGGAAAUCCACUCUGAUCCAGCAGAAGUCCAUCAAGAGCGAGUGGAAGUUGGCAAAGAUUGCCUUUGUCGUCAUUGUGGUUUAUGUUCUCUCCUGGUCACCGUACGCAUGCGUCACGUUGAUUUCCUGGUCUGGGCACGCCAACAUCCUGUCGCCAUACUCCAAGGCUGUUCCUGCAAUUAUAGCAAAAGCCUCCACCAUCUACAACCCGUUCAUCUACGCCAUCAUACACAACAAAUACAGGAUGACUCUGGCAGAGAAGUUUCCCUGCCUGUCAUUCCUGUCGCCGACUCCUCGAAAGGAAUGCAUCUCGUCCUCCAUCAGCGAGUCCUCUUUUAGAGACUCCAUCAUCAGCAGACAGUCCACAGCAUCAAGAACUCACUUUAUAUCCAGUUCAUCAAACUCACCUGCAAUGGUGUUGAGGGAUGUAGAGAUGGAAUCUUUGGGAAGGAAGUCAUGUGAUUCUUUUAGAAGCAUGUCAUCAUACAAUCAGUCUAUCAGAGGCAGGUCCUACAAGAAACAGUCACUAAAGACCCCCAAGACCAAAGCAGUGGAGAAGCACCCAUCCACCAUGUGUGACUCAUCAAGCACCUGUGACCAUGAACUGGUUUCCAGCUCCCUCACCAUCGCCACUGUCCCCCUGCUAGUUCUUGCCAGGAGGCGGAGCCAGAGUCUGACCAACCAGGUUUCAGAUGCAGGAGAGGAGAGAUAUGGCCUCAGUGACAGGCGGAGCUACCACAAGAGCAACUCUUUUGAUUCCUUGAGCAUUGGAAAGACGUCAUCUGCUGGUCCCAGGACGCCUCAGGGUGUCCCACGCAUCAUCGUCAUCAGUCCCACAUCAGAGAGCAGCCUCAUCAAGCAGGACAGUGUCUGCUUAGAGGACAGCGUGGAGGGAAUGGAGAACAAUGUUUUUGUCAGUAUGAACUUCUCGUCAGAAGUCUUUGAGGCGGUUGAGCUGCUCUCUUGAUCAGAUGGAUAAUAGUGAUCCUUGUAAUUUUCCUCUGAAGCCAUGUUAUUUAUUCUAACCUUGGACCACAGAACACAAUACACUUUCUCUGGUAAUCAUUCACAGAAAGUAAUAAUUCACUGUCUGUUUCUGACUCAUCCUGAGAUAUGCCACUCUGAUGCCAAGAUAACCGGAGUGCAAGGGAAAAGCUUGAAGGGCAAAAUGAAACAAUAUGUAACAGGUAUUCAGCACUCAGUGCUUGUCGGACUUUGGCAGGGACGAGGAUCCCCGUAGGGGCAGCAUGGGCAGAAUAUAUCUCUUAGAUCCCUCAGAAAUGACAAGUGUAACAACAUUUCUUUAUGAGCUAUUGGCUCAAACUUGACUGAUGGGACUUUUGGUUUACGUAUUCUAAGAAAUCUGAUGUAAAGUUCAAAAGUUUGGUUUUCAGGUCAUUGUCUGGUUUCUCUAGUGAAGUCUGAAAAAAUGAUCUAUGGGAUUCUCAGUUUCUUUAAGGGAUAUAAAAACCCCAAGGAUG
This is a messenger RNA of Cheilinus undulatus (humphead wrasse), 2748 nucleotides long. RefSeq names its product opsin 4xb (gene opn4xb). The coding region runs from base 561 to 2234 and encodes 557 amino acids. Gene Ontology annotation, molecular function: G protein-coupled receptor activity. Lineage: Eukaryota; Metazoa; Chordata; Actinopteri; Labriformes; Labridae. The record is from RefSeq and is a predicted model, not a curated record. Gene Ontology annotation, cellular component: membrane. The transcript has 9 exons. Gene Ontology annotation, biological process: G protein-coupled receptor signaling pathway; visual perception.